AUUCCUUCAGGGAGUCAAGGCGACAGUAUUCCAAAGGCCUAUAAGGAAAGGAAACUACUGCCUUUAAAAUUGCUCGGACUUUCAGAAGGAAAAGAAAGCCACCCUGAGUGAUGUAAUGCUUUGCCAAUUGCAUCUCGUCCGGUUUGUUGCUGUCAAGCCAAUAGAAUUUACGCUGCUUUUUCGCCACGCCCCUAACCUGCUUCCACAGUAUCCAAACUGAGGAGAGGGGAUUUACUGUCGCUGGCCGGCGUGAGCUUGGGUCACAUUGGGCUGGAAUUUUGGUGUUGACAUAGAAACUUCGGGAAGAUCCAGUGGAAGUAGCAGCAACUGGUAAUCUGAGAGUACUAGACACGUCUGCCUGGUUCUUUGAACUUUAGCCAGCGAGAAGCUUUUGGCAAAGUGGAACCUGAAAGAUGCCUGUGCAAGUUGAUGAUAUUAUGAAACUCCUCUGCCAUGUUUCUGACCAUCAGAAAAUGAAAGCAACAAUAAAGCAUUCUGCAAGAGGAGCCCUUGUAGCCGCCGCAGGGGCCUUUUUAGGAGGUUUAGUUGGAGGUCCUCCGGGAAUAGCCGUAGGAGGUGCAGUGGGAGGAGCAAUGGGAGCAUGGAUGACAAGUGGACAGUUCAAGCCUAUACCUCAGAUUAUCAUGGAACUUCCACCUGUGCAACAACAAAGGCUAUGUGAUGAUAUUUACACUAUUGUCAGAACUCUGGACUGGACCGAUGCAACUCAACUCAUCAUGCUUGUGAUGGGCAAUGAUUCCUUAAAACAGAAGGUGGUAGCAGCUCUUAUUAACUAUAUGACAAAGGAACUGCAAGCUGAAAUUCAGUAUGGGGAUUAGAUAAUUGCAUGGUUGCCUUUUUACUGGACCUACUGCAAGGCUGGUUAUGUAUCCAGUGCCUAGGGAAAUUCCUUGAGGUGAAGAAAAUAAAACAGCAAUGAGUGUGGUGAAUUGAAGUAGAAUAUAGCCUGUAUGUUAAACCUUACAUGCAUUACUAUGGGCUGAACCAGUGAAUCAUUGUUGCUCAGUUGAUAUAAACUCCCUGUGAUGUGGGAAUAAAUAAUAAUUAUAAAUGUUAUUUAUUGAUUUUCAUUUAGAAAUUGAAUUGCAGUGAUAUGAAUAUGGCUCGCAUCUGGCUGAUUUUGGUUAGAAUCGCUGAUGGCACAAGGCCUUAUAAUCUGAUAUUAUUCUUAUUUGAUUAAGAUCCUGCUAAGGAGAAAAUGCAGAAUAGGUUGCAGAUGUCUGGGCCUCGAUGCAAACUUGAGCCUCAUGAUCCACAAUAGUUUUCUUUUUCAUAAAACCUGUACCUGUAUAAUGAAUUGUAAAAAAAAAAAAAAUAUCGGGUUUCAUGUGAUUAUUUAUUUGGCAAUAGUCGGUAUUAUAUUCUCUUAACCUGUUUUAUGUCUUGGUACAGUAACAAUAGAAUUACUAGGGAACACCAAGUUGUUAGGCGUCUCCCAGUAGUUCUAGUUGUUCCUACCCUGGGUUGAUAGUCCUAAAAAACUGCAGUGGCCUAAGGUAAUUUUGUUUCGGUGUUUCAAGCAUGUACCUAUUUACACUGGUUGUAUGCACAAGGAAACUGGUAAAGACAUUGUAUACUGUAUGCAGAGAUUGGCCUGUGCAUGCCCAUUAGUAAACAUUUAAAUAGGUGGUCCAGGUCUGGCUGCACUCUGUACCUUAUGGUAGGUAAAAAAAAUAUUGCGUACAGUAGCAACAAGGAGAUGGGGUCCCCUAUGUGUCCCCCUUUUCCUCAAUUGCCUGCCCCUUAUGAGUGCAGCACUGCCAAACACAGGCAGCACUGUAUUCAUGGGGCAAACACAAGGCUCUGCUCUCUGUUUCGAAACACAAUUGUUUUUAACUGCUGGGCAGGGGGCAAAGUACAAAUUACAUGGUGGACUGUGCCAUGUGGUGUUUUUUGCAGUUGGCACCCAUGCAGGUAGUACAUGACAACUAGGCUGCCAUACAAAACUGAUUAAUGCAUUCCCAUUGCCAUGUUUUACAGGUAUCUCAUUCUGUGAAAAUGCAUAUAAUUUAAAAAAAAAAGUUUUUGAUACAGUA
Xenopus tropicalis (tropical clawed frog) is the source of this 2057-nucleotide messenger RNA. RefSeq names its product chromosome 4 C19orf12 homolog (gene c4h19orf12). Gene Ontology annotation, cellular component: cytosol; mitochondrion; mitochondrial membrane. The record is from RefSeq and is a predicted model, not a curated record. The transcript has 4 exons. Lineage: Eukaryota; Metazoa; Chordata; Amphibia; Anura; Pipidae. Bases 414 to 839 code for a protein of 141 amino acids.